Molecule: messenger RNA, 1991 nt
Organism: Lucilia sericata (common green bottle fly)
Lineage: Eukaryota; Metazoa; Arthropoda; Insecta; Diptera; Calliphoridae
Exons: 2
Coding region: 37-1893 (618 amino acids)
Molecular function (GO): protein dimerization activity
Source: RefSeq, a predicted model, not a curated record
UGUUGGUUUUUCAUAGUGUACGAACGUGUAAAUAAAAUGCCUCGUCCCAAGAACAGUGUGCUGCGUUCCUAUUUUGAAAUAACAAGGGAUAAUCUAGCCAUUUGUAGACAUGAUAAAUGUGAUAAUAAACUAUUAAAUACACAUGCGGGAAAUCUGGAACGACAUUUGAAAAAAAUUCAUCCGGUUAUUUUUGAAAGUUACGUUAAAAGAAAAGGUCGUCGUGGUGGUGCUUUAAUCACUAAUUUUAAAAGUGAAGUUUUAUCUACUAGUCCCAGUCCUAGUGAUGUUUUAACUACUACUACUACUACUAGUUUUGAACGUGAGGCGACACCUAAAUUGUCUUCUGCAGUAAAUAAGGAACACAUACAAAUGGCUCUAGUAGAAUUAUUUACGAAAUGCGGCAGACCUCUUAGUAUGGUGGAAGAUCCACCAUUCAAAAUGCUUGUAACUCCAAUAUUAGAAGCACUUGAUAUGAAAUUAAAUGAACGUAGUGUAAUGAAAAAUAUUACUCAAUAUUCUAUUAACUUAAAGAAUGAAAUUAUGGAAGAACUUCGGGGAAGAUUAAUUUCGUUGAAAAUUGAUGCAGCCACUAUGAAUUCUAUAAGUGUUCUAGGUGUAAAUGUACAAUAUAUUAAAGACAAUAGUGUGGUAAUUAAAACAAUUGCCAUAAAACAACUCACUCAACAGCUGACAAGCGAGUAUUUGAAAAAUAUAAUACUGGAAGUUCUUAAUUCCUAUGAGAUAAAUUUAAAUCAAGUGGUCACAAUAACAACCGACAAUGGAGCUGAUAUGGUUAAGACCGAUAAUGAUUUAAAUGACGAUAUAAGCAGUAGUAGCUCAGAUGAAGUUUGUAUGGACUACGAUUUGUCAAUGGAUAAUAUAACUAAUGUUCAUUGUGGAACCCACAUUUUGCAAUUGUGUGCGUCAGAAGUAAUGAAAUCUACUGAUAUUAAGCAAAAACUUGACAGUAUUAGAGCUUUAAUAAAAAAGCUUAGAACACAAAAAUAUAUAAAUUCGAUAAAAUGUGGAGACUAUAAAAUGCCGUCAUUGGAUAACGUAGCCAAAUGGAGCUCCACAUAUCUCAUGCUGGAGCAUUUUGUAGCCUUAAAAGUAUUUAUUGAUGAUAAUUUAGAUAUUUCCGAUGAUAUUUGGACUUUCGCUGAUGAGUUUAUAAAAGUAUUUCAAGUUAUUUAUACAGCAACAAAAAAAUUACAAAGUGAAAACUUGAUAUAUAGCGAUCUCUAUAUUGAAAUAACGAACAUAACCAUACAAUUGGAUAAUCUUCCGCAUUCGAAUUUGAAGCUGUAUUUAACAGAAAGUUUAAAUAGACAAAAAAACAAAUUGCUUGAAAAUGAUUUAUUUGUAACCGCCAUCUAUCUGGAUCCGAGAAUAAAAGUUUGUCUGACGUCUAAUCAGCGCGAAAGUGCUAAGAGCUGUAUAAAGCAAUUACAAAAUCGUUUAUUAAAUUUAAAUGAUUAUGAUGACUGUGUAACAAUGGAAUCCGUAGAAACUGAAGAAAGCCCAACAAACUCACCCUUAACUGUAAGCAACGCUGUUGAUGAUGAACUUGAGGAAUAUUUCAAGUCUUUUGAAAAAGCUUCCAACAUGGAUAUUUCUACCACAUCCCAUUCAAUUGAACAAGAUAUUUUAAUAUAUGAAAAUCAAAAUCGUUUGGGUAUAAAGGAAAAUAUUAUUGAUUAUUGGAGCAAACAGAAAAAUGCUUUAUCCGAAAUAGCUUACGUAGUACUGGCAAUGCCCUGUACUCAAGUAAGUGUUGAAAGGUUAUUUUCGGCCCUUAAAUACAUGUUAUCCGAUCAGCGUAAUAAACCGAGCUCUACAAAUUUAGAGCAUAUUUUGCUAGUAAGGGCGAAUGGGCACUUUAUUUAUGAUUAGUUUAUAUUUUUUAGUUUUAGUUUCCAAAUUUUAAAUUUGGCAUUAAUUUUAUGAAUUAUUUUUAAAACUACCUUUUUUUAAAUAAACAUCAACAAAAA